AUGACUGAUACCAAUAACCUCAAGUCAAGCCAUUUGGCUAUUGUCCUAGGGAUUGGUCUCGGUGUGGUGUUGUUGAUUGUUUCGAGCUUGGCUUUGACAGUCAUCAUCAACCGACGCGACCGCCAAACAUUCCUCAGUCCGAAAAUAAAUGCCGAUGAGCGAUUGGCGAAGCUGGAUGUUGUGUCACCCGUCCGAGAGUUAGGACAGUGGUGGGCCGAGACAAAAGGCAAUAUGGGUCUUUCAGAGGCAGUAGAUGGCCAAUUUAUCUGCGCCGUCUGCCUGGAACAAGUGGAUCGCUCAGAGGAAAUUCGCGAGCUGAAAUGCUUGCAUGUCUUUCACAGGGAGUGCUUGGAGAAAUGGUUCUUGGGUGAUCACUUCAAUUGCCCGUUAUGUCACUCGGCGUAUUUUGUGGCGGAGACGCCCCAUCGAAGUGUCUAUGCUUGGAUGGUAUAA
Messenger RNA from Penicillium taxi, 453 nucleotides. RefSeq names its product putative RING finger domain protein. Gene Ontology annotation, biological process: protein ubiquitination. Bases 1 to 453 code for a protein of 150 amino acids. The transcript is spliced from 3 exons. The record is from RefSeq and is a predicted model, not a curated record. Gene Ontology annotation, molecular function: ubiquitin protein ligase activity. Lineage: Eukaryota; Fungi; Ascomycota; Eurotiomycetes; Eurotiales; Aspergillaceae.